Molecule: messenger RNA, 915 nt
Organism: Drosophila bipectinata
Lineage: Eukaryota; Metazoa; Arthropoda; Insecta; Diptera; Drosophilidae
Source: RefSeq, a predicted model, not a curated record
AUGUUCGCGUUCCAAGGGAAACUACUCCCGGCCCUCGGCCUUUGCUUUUGUUUUUUCGUCACCCGUGCAUCCGCCGAAAAUGCCAGCCAGCCAACGGACUCCUGGAAGCCGAUGCAGCCCCAGAAACGACAGGCGGUGGUGAAGCUGGAUCCCAUAGGCUCGCCGGCAGCCAAGAGCUAUGAUCCGCCUCCGGAGUUUUAUCGUGGACCGGGCUCAACACCCUCCAAGUCCGACAGCACGGCGGCCAGCUUCAUUUCCAAGCCAAUCGGAUCAUUGCCUCCAUCGGGGAUACACAGUUCUGGAACAGGCUCCCAGCUGAGCAGCCUCAACGAGAAUCUGAGUGAAGCCUUCGACAAGUGGCGGCUGGGAGGAGCAGCGCUACAGGAUCGGAUUAGUGUCGGUCACUAUGCAGGCAGUGGAAGUGGAGGAAAAAGCUAUGCCUUUGACAACCAUCCAUAUCAGUAUGAUUACGGAUCCUCCCAUAGCCAUGGCUACGAUUCAGGACCGGCGCCAGGACACGGCUACUCGUCCAGUGCCGAGGCCGGAGUUCCCUACCAUGUCUACAGGCCGCGUCCAGAUCAUGUCCACUAUCCAGGCCCAUCGGUGGACUACUCCUACAGCUCGUAUCCGGUAGAUUCCCAUGAGAUUGUCUCCCACAAGGGAACUCCGGAUAUUUCUCCCAAGGCUCUGCUGGCUAAAAGCUUCCUCAUUCCUCUAGCCAGUGCCACGGUUUUGGGCAUUGCCGCUGCCCUGGUCAGCAAUCCCUUACUUCUCCAAUUGGCUCCGGUUCCUGGAAUCGGAGUUGGCGUGGGAGUGGGCCCACCAGUUGUUGGAAAACGGAGGAGACGGAGAGAGGCAAUUAAAUUUAUUAAACCAUUGAAAUAAUGCCACAAAUCCAGUUAUAAUAUAUUGAGU